Benincasa hispida (wax gourd) is the source of this 4365-nucleotide messenger RNA. RefSeq names its product coatomer subunit alpha-1. Gene Ontology annotation, biological process: retrograde vesicle-mediated transport, Golgi to endoplasmic reticulum; intracellular protein transport; endoplasmic reticulum to Golgi vesicle-mediated transport. The record is from RefSeq and is a predicted model, not a curated record. Gene Ontology annotation, cellular component: COPI vesicle coat. Gene Ontology annotation, molecular function: protein binding; structural molecule activity. Lineage: Eukaryota; Viridiplantae; Streptophyta; Magnoliopsida; Cucurbitales; Cucurbitaceae.
UCCUUCCUCUUCCUCUCUCUCUCUCUGAUUUUACUUGCAGAGAUCAAAACCAGAAAACCUUUCACCCUUUUCUUCUCACUUUCUCUUCUCCUUUCUUCUUUCGAUCUACCUCUCUCUCUCUCUCUCUUUCAUUUUGAUUCUGUAAUAUGUUCUUCCACUGAUCGCCUUCAAUUUUCACUUUGCUUGAUCCCCCUUCCUACUCUUCAGAUCUGAGAGAGGUUAGACACUUUGUGAUCGGAGAAGAUGCUGACGAAGUUUGAGACGAAGAGUAAUAGAGUGAAGGGGUUGAGUUUUCAUAGUAAGAGGCCAUGGAUCUUGGCGAGUCUUCACAGUGGUGUGAUCCAGCUAUGGGAUUACCGAAUGGGCACUCUUAUUGAUAGAUUUGACGAACAUGAUGGGCCUGUUCGUGGUGUUCAUUUUCAUAAAUCUCAGCCGUUGUUUGUUUCCGGAGGGGAUGAUUACAAAAUUAAAGUUUGGAACUAUAAAACACACCGAUGCUUGUUUACUCUUCUUGGGCAUCUUGAUUAUAUCCGCACCGUGCAAUUUCACCACGAGUAUCCAUGGAUUGUGAGUGCCAGUGAUGACCAAACUAUUCGAAUAUGGAACUGGCAGUCCCGUACUUGCAUUUCUGUGUUGACCGGCCACAAUCACUAUGUUAUGUGUGCUUCAUUCCACCCUAAGGAUGACCUUGUCGUGUCUGCCUCCCUAGAUCAGACUGUUCGUGUUUGGGACAUUGGUGCCUUGAGAAAGAAGACGGUGUCCCCUGCAGAUGACAUUUUGCGGUUGAGUCAAAUGAAUACAGAUCUUUUUGGUGGCGUUGAUUCUGUGGUUAAAUAUGUAUUGGAAGGUCAUGACCGUGGGGUCAACUGGGCUUCUUUCCAUCCAACUCUCCCCUUGAUUGUCUCAGGAGCUGAUGAUCGGCAAGUAAAGUUGUGGCGAAUGAAUGACACAAAAGCUUGGGAAGUGGACACAUUGAGGGGUCACAUGAAUAAUGUUUCAAGUGUUAUGUUCCAUGCUAAACAGGAUUUGAUCAUAUCCAAUUCAGAGGACAAGAGCAUCCGUGUGUGGGAUGUUACAAAACGAACUGGUGUCCAGACAUUUCGUCGUGAGCACGACCGAUUCUGGAUUCUUGCUGCUCAUCCUGAGAUGAAUCUCUUGGCUGCUGGUCACGACAGUGGCAUGAUUGUCUUUAAGUUGGAGAGAGAACGGCCAGCUUUUGUUAUUAGUGGAGAUUCUCUCUUGUAUACCAAGGAUCGGUUUUUGCGGUUUUAUGAGUUUUCAACCCAAAGGGAUACUCAAGUAAUUCCAAUUCGACGUCCUGGAUCCAUUAGCUUGAAUCAGAGCCCAAGGACAAUAUCGUAUAGUCCUACAGAAAAUGCGGUUCUUAUUUGCUCAGAUCUGGAAGGUGGGUCAUAUGAAUUAUAUACCAUACCCAAGGAAAGCAUUGGUAGAGGUGAUAGUGUACAAGAUGCAAAGAGAGGCAUUGGAGGAUCAGCUGUCUUUGUCGCUCGUAAUAGGUUUGCGGUGUUAGAUAAGAGUAACAUGCAAGUCUUGAUCAAGAAUAUCAAGAAUGAAGUUGUUAAAAAGAGUGUCCUCCCUAUUGCCGCAGACGCAAUAUUCUAUGCAGGAACAGGUAACUUGUUAUGCAGAUCUGAGGACAGAGUGGUUUUAUUUGACCUCCAGCAAAGAGUUGUUCUUGGUGACUUACAAACCCCGUUUAUAAAGUAUGUUAUCUGGUCCAAUGAUAUGGAGAGUGUUGCUUUGCUUAGCAAACAUGUCAUUAUCAUUGCUAGCAAGAAGCUUGUGCAUCAGUGCACACUUCAUGAGACAAUCCGAGUUAAAAGUGGUGCAUGGGAUGAUAAUGGUGUUUUCAUUUAUACGACGUUAAAUCACAUCAAAUAUUGUCUGCCUAAUGGAGAUAGUGGGAUAAUCAGAACUCUUGAUGUCCCAAUAUACAUCACGAAGGUUUCUGGCAAUACUAUCUUCUGCUUGGAUCGGGAUGGGAAAAACAGAACCAUAGUUAUUGAUGCAACAGAGUAUAUGUUCAAGCUGUCCCUUCUGAAGAAGAAAUUUGACCAUGUAAUGAGCAUGAUUAAAAACUCUCAGCUUUGCGGCCAAGCAAUGAUCAGUUAUUUGCAACAAAAGGGUUUCCCUGAAGUUGCUCUUCAUUUUGUGAAAGAUGAAAGUACUCGGUUUAAUUUGGCUCUUGAGAGUGGGAGCAUUCAAAUUGCAGUUGCAUCAGCAACUGCUCUGGAUGAGAAAGACCACUGGUACAGAUUGGGUGUUGAGGCGCUUCGUCAAGGCAAUGCUGGAAUUGUGGAAUAUGCCUAUCAGAGGACAAAAAAUUUUGAGAGGUUGUCUUUUCUUUAUCUCAUAACUGGUAACAUCGACAAGUUGUCUAAGAUGCUUAAAAUUGCUGAAGUUAAAAAUGACGUGAUGGGCCAAUUUCAUAACGCCUUGUAUCUGGGUGAUGUUCGGGAGCGUGUUAAGAUACUAGAGAAUGUUGGUCACUUGCCCCUUGCUUACAUCACAGCUUCAGUUCACGGACUGCACAAUGUUGCUGAACGGCUUGCAGCUGAAUUAGGAGACGAUGUUCCAGCUUUGCCAGAGGGGAAAGUACCAUCUCUCCUGAUGCCCCCUUCUCCUGUUAUGUGUGGUGGUGAUUGGCCUCUUCUGAGAGUCAUGAAAGGUAUAUUUGAAGGUGGGUUAGAUAUUGUUGGCAGGGGUGUUGUGGAUGAAGAAGAGGAGGCUGCUGACGGUGAUUGGGGUGAGGAGCUGGACAUGGUUGAAGUUGAUGGUUUACCGAAUGGGGAUGUUAGAGCAAUUUUAGAAGAUGGUGAAGUGGGUGAAGAAAAUGAAGAAGAUGGCGGCUGGGACCUUGAAGAUUUGGAGCUUCCUCCUGAAGCCGAAACACCUAAAGCUUCUGUCAGUACACGUUCAUUUUUUGUGGCUCCAACUCCUGGCAUGCCUGUUAGCCAGAUUUGGAUCCAGAGGUCGUCUCUUGCUGCUGAGCAUGCUGCUGCCGGCAAUUUUGAUACUGCUAUGCGGUUGCUGAACAGACAACUUGGAAUAAAGAAUUUUGCUCCCUUGAAAUCAAUGUUUCUCGAUCUUCAUAGUGGCAGCCACUCCCAUCUUCGUGCAUUUUCAUCUGCUCCAGUGAUAACUCUGGCAGUCGAACGAGGAUGGAACGAGUCUGCAAGCCCAAAUGUUAGAGGACCCCCUGCACUCAUAUUCAGUUUCUCUCAGUUGGAAGAGAAGCUGAAAGCUGGUUACAAGGCCACAACCUCUGGGAAAUUCACUGAAGCUCUGAAACUCUUUCUUAGCAUUAUUCAUACAAUACCAUUGAUAGUUGUGGAAUCAAAGAGAGAAGUUGACGAGGUGAAGGAGUUGAUUAUUAUAGUGAAAGAGUAUAUAUUAGGUUUGCAGAUGGAGCUCAAGAGGAGAGAAGUUAAGGACAAUCCAAUCCGCCAACAGGAACUUGCGGCCUAUUUUACUCACUGCAACUUGCAGCUACCUCAUUUGAGACUUGCCUUGCAGAAUGCAAUGACUGUUUGCUUUAAGGCUAAGAACCUUGCUACAGCUGGUAACUUUGCCAGGCGUCUGCUCGAAACCAAUCCUGUCGUCGAGAACCAAGCAAAGGCAGCCAGGCAAGUGCUGCAGGCUGCUGAGAGAAAUAUGACAGAUGCUGCCAAACUCAACUAUGAUUUUAGAAAUCCCUUUGUGAUCUGUGGGGCUACACAUGUGCCAAUUUAUCGAGGACAGAAAGAUGUCUCGUGUCCAUACUGCAGUACUCGGUUCGUGCCCAGCCAGGAAGGGCAGCUUUGUACUGUUUGUGAUCUCGCUGCUGUUGGGGCAGAUGCAUCUGGACUACUCUGCUCUCCUUCCCAGAUUCGAUGAUUCGCUGGACCGUGAGUAUUUUACAGCCAUUAUUUGAACUCGUCCUUGCAACCGGAAGCAUUUCAUUCGUCAACUGAUAUAUUGCAGUGACUAGAAAGUUAUGAAGAUUAAAGCGUAAAAGAGUCGACUUUAAAUGCAAGGUCUGGUCUACUAUCUCCUUUGCCCUGAUUCUGUUUCUUUUCAACCUCUGUUUAGUUAUAUACGAUAUUCAGAAAUUCAUGAAUUUUGACUUUCGCUAUUCUUUGUUAAGUUGUUCAUAGACCUUUAUCAAUUAGAUUAUAUUUUGUAUGCAGGCGUUUACGAUACAAUUAUUAGAAAUUGUUUCGUAAAUCUGAUUAUGUCCUUGCUGAAAUUGGGCUUUGAUCUGAGGGAAAAUGUAACAUUUCUAUAUUUGUUAUAUCUAUCUUUGCUCCACUUUUGUAUUGUAUGAAGCUUCUUUUUUUAAAUCAGUUCCAUUUUGCAGAGAAA